Molecule: messenger RNA, 1606 nt
Organism: Annulohypoxylon truncatum
Lineage: Eukaryota; Fungi; Ascomycota; Sordariomycetes; Xylariales; Hypoxylaceae
Exons: 1
Coding region: 409-1221 (270 amino acids)
Source: RefSeq, a predicted model, not a curated record
UACUUGACUAUUCCCUGACUAUUAACUCUCGUCACUCCUUGUCACUUUUGACCCAUCUACCGUUUACUGUCUACGCUACUGGUGCCAUUAUCCACAAAGGAACAUCUCACCUUGUCUCAUCUGUUUAGUUUUCUCGUCUUAUUCUUCUAUUUUUUCCGUCCUCGACACAGUUGUCUGACUACAUCAAUCAUCCCACGAAGCAAGCGAGGGGUUUCACCUUUGCUACUUCAACAACACCACAUCAUACCACCUUUGUGGGUUGAAACACGUGCAGGCCGAACCUACAUCGCGCCAUCAAGUCAGCUACAAAAUAACGAACAGGACCUCUACAUAGAUCGACCGGACCUCCUUCUUUGUCUACCAUCCAGCUAUUAGCUCUAAAUCUCAAUCACAACUACACCCAUCAAUAUGUCGAACGAUAACGGAACAUCUAACGGAGCGCCUAACGACCGCCGUGGUUCUGUCACUUCGGCUGCUUUCACCAAUCUCUUCCACCGAAGCAACUCAACUUCGACCGGAAGCAACGGUCGCGAAUCUGUCACAUCAAUUGCGGCCAGAGAUCAACGCCGACGACUUUCUGUUACUACCAUAGGGCUUGGCACUUCUCCCAACUCUCAAAGUGCUCCGUUUGGGAUUCGACGUGGUAGUAUCUCUACCAACAAUUCGGACUCUAUUGACGAGAAUGCUAUCGACGACGAGGAAUCUGCCAAGGCAGGUCCUAAUUCUCCAUUCGCUCGUCGAAUGAGUUUCGGCGCCCAGGCCAUGCGUAAUCUGCGCACUGGACCGACUAGUCCUGGGUCAGCUGGUAGGCAUCCCCAAGAGUCAAGACGUAUCUCUAAUGGACAUAUACGUUCUCCACCUACCGGUGCCCCGCCCGCCUCAGCUGCUACGAGACGGGCAAGCACCUCUCAGGCAAGCCACACAUUUUCCUACAGAAUUCCUUCUGACAAGUUUUCUGCUCGGGCAGAUAACGCCUACAACUGGUCCGAGCAGCUUAGAUCCCGCGCCGAGAGCAGCGUUCAAGGUCAUAAACCGUCCUUCGGAGCCGUUAGGUACGGCUCGCCGCCACGCGGCCAUGGUCAACACGAUCGCUCCAAGUCUGUUUCCGAGAUGCCGGCUCCACCUCAGCAGGCUGCUGCUGUUAAGCCCAAGCAACCAGAGAGACCGAAGCCAGAUCAUAUGCAAGAACGCAUCCUCAAGGGUGACUUUUAUAUGGACUGAACACAUAGCCUGCGCAAAGGGGAAUACAAACACCAACAUGUUCAAAUGAUCUAGGACGGUGCCAACUCCUAAAUCGCCAACUCCUAAACCACCACCUCAUACGAGCUUAUAAUCAUUCCUAAGGCCCGUUGUCAUCUGUUCUAUCUACUGUAUUUCCUUUGCACUACGUCUCUUCAACUGACGUCAUUCGUUUCGACGACUUCUUUUUAUGGCGUUGAGACGGGGAAGUGCCGAGGACGGUCGGGUAAAUUGUUUAUGCAAAACAUAGCUAUGCUGAAACGAGAGAUGAGCAGCGUCGCUUCUGGGGAUGACGUGACAAUUUGGGGAAUUAGAGAUAUUGGUCCGGGAAAGACCAACUUCACCGACUGGCUUUUGCUGAUUUUUG